Messenger RNA from Ruditapes philippinarum (Manila clam), 7724 nucleotides. Its product is annotated as trichohyalin-like. The record is from RefSeq and is a predicted model, not a curated record. Lineage: Eukaryota; Metazoa; Mollusca; Bivalvia; Venerida; Veneridae.
GCAUUGGAAAGUAAGUAUGAGAGACUGAGAAAGACAAUGUUGUUGAUGUCAUUGAAAGACCAGAUGGAUUGGAGAAGCCUUUCCAAAGAGGAGAAACAAGCUGCUAUGAAGGAGAUCAUUAAACAAGAGAAGCUCCUCAGAAGUGAGGGGAAAUUGUUAGAAAUGGAGACAUUACUUGGUCCUAAAGCUAAAGCUAAGAUAUUGCCAGCAUUGCGUACAUUGAUUGGUGAAGAUAAGGCGGAGUAUGUGAGAAGAAAACAACAGCAGAAACUAGAUGAAGAUCCAGUAGACAAUAACAAAGUUAUUAACCUGCUUGCUGACCUAAUGCCUCGCUUUGAUAAUGAGAAAGAAUAUCUGUUGUCAUGGUUACAUUCUCCGGAAGCGAAAAAGUUUGAGUUUAAGAAUGAAAAGAAUGAGGAUUACACAAGGGUUGUAUGUACCAAUGUUAUAUUUUUACCUGGUCUUAUUACAUGUCCCAUAUAUCAACCUUUUAAAGAAAUCAUAUCAAUUGAAGCAUACAGAGUAGAGGUAGAGGAAGAUUUUGAGACAGCUACUCUCAGUAUAGGUCUGAUGGAGAGAGUGAAAGAUACACUAACACAGAGACAUGACAGUGAUAUUGACAGACAACGAGAGUUGUCACGGAAACAUGUACAACAACGAAGACUCCGUCUGCAACAACACGAGGAGUUCACAAAGGAACCAGAGGUCUCCAAGGACAAAAUACCUGCAUCUGGUGAUUUAACAGGACUACAAAUUGUGUAUGUACGAGAAAUGCUGAAACGACAUGGUGAUGAAAGGGAGGUAAUACUGAAUCAUUUGCAGGAUGAAAGUAUAGAUGAUCUGGUGGAAGCCGCGGCAACAAUGUCGGAAGAUGAGCGUCAGAGAAGGUUGACAGAACUGCAAGGAAAACGACAUAACUUGAAUCUCACAAACCCAGAGGAUAGAGAGGAACAUGUGAGUAUAUUAGAAGAGGCUGCGGCAUUGAGGGCAGUCAGUGUGAAGGAGCAGCUUGCAGUAUCGGGAAACACGAACAAUAUGGAGGCCAUAGCUGUUGUUCUGCUGGCAGAACUUCAAGAGGAACAAGAUCGGGAAGUGGCAUUGACCUUGGAACAUAUUGAAAACAUGAAUGAGGAAGAUAUCCGAACCAGUCUAAGUAGAGAAAUCAACAAUCGUAGACUUGGUAAUGCUUGGAACGUUAUUGCUGUCUUUACAAGAUACCAAGGGGAGGCCACUGAUGAUCUACUACUCAAGGCACUUGAAAAUAAGUACACAGUAAUACGACAAAAACUAUUGGUUGACUGUAUCAGAAUAAGAAUGGGAACUGACCAAUGGGAAGAGCUGUCUCCGAAUGAAAAACAACAUAAGUUGAUGACGCUUGAUGCUCAGGCAGUGGAACAAAUUAAGAUUGGUCAGGUUAUGCCAUCACUGUUGGGUGAAGGUUUCCAUCUUAAAGAUACUGUGCUACAGAUUAUGGGUAUAUGUCCACAUGUGUUUAGAAAUAAGGUCAAAGGUCAACAAGUUAUUGGUAACCACAGUAAUCUGAGUAUGGAUGAAGAUACUGGUGCAAUAGGCAAAAAGGGGGAACCAGAAAAUCCACUGAAGGAGUUAUAUUCAAGACUAGAGGAGGAGAGGAUAGCAUUGAAUAGAAUGCUCAAAGGACAAUCUGAAGAUCAUUUUAGUGAGAGUGAACGUAUGAUACAGUUAGCACGUUACCAUAGAGAAGCUCUAUUAGCCAGUCAGGAAGAGGCUUUCGUUACCACGGCAACAAUGGUUGGUCUAAUGGAAAGACAGCAAGAGGAAAUUAAGUUUAGACUUAAGAAAGAUGCAGAAAGAUACAUAAAACUUGCCAAGAAGACUAUUGUAGAUGUGGAGAAAGGGAGACAAUCCAGUCUGACAACAGAGGCACCCCAUACUAGAUCUGCUAUUCAACAUGUGGAUUAUAUAUUGACUUUACUGGAAACCAAGCACAUCAAGGAGAGGGAACUAUUUUGUCGUCUGCUGUGGAACACUGAUAAAUUUGGUGAAGCCAAGGAGCUUGCUUCUAUGGCAACACAACAGGAACAACUUAAGAAAAUGACGGAACUCAAAAAUCUCAGAAAUAAAACAGUGCAGAACAGGAGAAGUGAAAAUCUAGAAGUUCUAUCAGAGGCAACAGUAUACAAGAAAGAAGGUUGUAGAAUGAAACUGUCUGAAGAGAAUGAUGAGGUAACAGAUGAACAUGUCUGCUGUACAUUGAUGGCCCUCUUAUUGGAGUACCAGAACUCAGAAGCUGAGAGGCUUAUAAAAGGACUUGCAACAACGAAUGAUGAUGGAAUUAGGUCAGCAGAAAAAAGGAUUCAAGAAGAAACCAAAUCCAAUAUGGCUGACAAUAUUGCGCUUGUAGUGCUCUCCCCUGAUCCAACAGAUGGCACCACUGAUGAUGAGGUCAUUGAUGCUCUUAAGAGCAAAUAUGAGGCUCUGAAAGAUAAACUGCUGGCUGAAGCCCUGCUGAAAGAGCUUGGAGAAUCAGAGUGGAAUCGUCUCUCAGACACAGAGAGACAGAAAAGGAUAUUUAAGUUAAAGAAGAAAGAGAGACAACUACGCAAAGCUGGCAAGAUAGAUGAAGCAAAUGCCCUAAUUGGUGAGCUGUUAAAAGACCAGGAAAAUCUACGCAAGUUGAUGGGUGACUCUGUACAAGAUCAGAGGCAGAAACUUCAGGAUAGACUGAAACGUAGGAAAGAAAGACUUGCCCAAGGAAUGACAGAAGAAGAAGUAGAUGAAUUAGAGAAACAGGAGAUAGAAGCAGAGGAAGAAGAAGAGAAAAACAAAAGAAGAAACAUUCUAGAAGAUUUGGAAAUACAGUAUAAAAUACAGGAAAAGGAAGAGCUUCUGCGCAGAUUAGGUGAGGCUGGUAGUGAGUUUGAUAAAGAACGUGAGAGACAGGCUCACCUGGCACGUCUGAAGCGAGACCAGAAACUGGCACAGAGAGAGGGAAACUUUGACGGAGCUGCUCUUAUACUUGGUCUUGCCGAGCAGAGGGAUAAAGAUGCUCGUCUGGCAAAGGAAGAAGAAAGGCUGAGACAAGAGAAGCUUGCUCGUGAGCGGUUAGAAGCAGCUAGGAACCGUAAGAAAGGUAAAGGCAGUAUGGAGGAGGAGGUUGACAUGGGCCCAGUCGAUACAGACGAUCCGGUAUCACUACAGGAGGCUAUAGCUAAUGAUAUGGACAGGAGACAUCAAAAAGAACGAGAGAUUUUUGUGAAGUUAAUGGAUGAGAGUGUUGGUAGUAAACAGAGAAAGGACGCCAUGGACAUGAGUGAUGAUGAAAGGGGUGACAGGAUGUUUGAAAUAAACGAACUCUAUAAAAACUGGAAAAAUUCCGAUGAGAAAAAUUUGAAGGAACAAAUGGAGCUUUUGAAGGAUGCAAUAAGUGUAAUGUUAGAGAUGAUACGUUGUGAGUCUGAGGCAGACGGUCAAGUGGUAACCGAUGACGACCUUCAGGUUAAACUGCUGGCUGAUCUACAGGAGCUGCAAAAAGUUGAAGCUGCGAAAUUGUUAAAGGACAUUCAAGAUAAGGAUUUAAAGGGAUUGCAGCAGCUUCACCGAGCUAUUACAGUGAUUAACAAAGAUGAGUCAUGUGACAAUAUUGCUGCUGUGUUGCUAGGAGACAGGUCAAGGUCAGAGAAUGAUGGUGAGGAAGAUGGGGAAUCAGGGGAGACAACUGAAGCUAGUGUAGUUAAGGCUCUAGAGGACAAAUAUGAUGCUAUGAAAGACAAAUUGUUAAUGGAGGUUUUGAUGAAAGAGCAUGGGGAAGCUGAAUGGAACAGAAUGUCUGAGAAGCAGAGACAGAAAAAACUGAUAGAUUUAAAAAUCAAGGAAAGACAACUACGCAGAGAAGGCAAGAUGGAUGAAAUUGCCAAUAUCAUUGGAAGCUAUCUUGAAAAUGAAAAAUUGUUGGAUGAUUUUAUUGUGGAGACGGAGCAGCAGCAACGAGAGAGGUUGGAGGCUAGGUUAAAGAGACGUAAACAACUGAAAGAGGAGCGGGAGGCACAGGGUCUCGCAGCAGACGACACAACAAUAGAUGCCAUUGUUGAAGAAGAGGAGGCUGAGAUAAUGAGGCAAAAGAGAAGGAAUAUUCUUGAAGAUCUACAGAGGAAUUUUGAUGAUGAGAAAGCACAGUUACUGAAAACAUUAUCCUACCAGACAGACAAGGCCUCUCGAGAAAAACAGAGACAGAUCGAACUUGCCAAGUUGAAGAGGGAUGAGCGGAAGAUGAAGAAGGGAGAGAAGUUGAAUGAAAUAGUAAUGAUCAUACAUAGUUCUAAGGAAGAUGAAAGAAGGAGAGAAAAAGGGAUAACAGCUGAACGUGAACGUCAGAGAAAUGUUGCGAAGGAAAGGUUAGAAUCCAGGAAGCAAAAGAAACAACAGAAACAGACAAAGAAAGAUGAUGACCUCGCAGCUCUAGAAGAUGUUGUUAAAGAUUCGGAAGGUCGAAGUAUACAUGAGGCAUUAAUGACAGUACUAGAAGAUAAACAUGAUGAAGAAAUGGAUAUGUUAAUGGCAAUACUUGAACUGGCCAAGUCAGUCAAUAAAGCUGAUGGUAAAGCUGACGAGGAACUAAAAUCACAGUUGACCAAGCUUGAACAGGAACACCAGAAAUGGAGGAAGAGAUCCACCCAACAGGUGGCUGACCUCAAUGAGGACAGCAUGACACAAGAGCAGGCUCAGAAUCACAUGUCAGAUGUUGCUAAGAAUAGAUCUGACCAGCUUAAAAUUCUCUCUGAUGCUUUAGUUUAUAGAUUAGAAGUGGAAAGACGUCUGUUGCAGCAGCAGAGAUCUGAUCUCAGUUUCCAGAACCAGGAGGAGGAAGUUGAGGUUGCCUUGGUAACAGAUCUACAAGAGAAACAAACAGCUGAGGGUAGAGCAUUACAGAGAUUACUAGAUGAUCAGGACGAGGAAGUCUUGAGAGAAAUGCGCAAAAGUCAGCAUGUGGCAUGUAGAGAGGGUUGGUUUGAUAACCUGUCACGUACAGUAUUCCAUGUGUCACAUUCUCUCAUGGUAUCGGAGGAGGGUGAUGAGAUCGAUGAAAAGUUUGACAAGGCGAUUGCUGACCUUGAACAACAAAUGGAACAGGAGAUACAGACCUCUAUAGAGAAAGCUAAAGAGAGUGGGGAAGAAGUAGAUUUGGAUGCACUCCGGAAAGAAAUCUUGCGACAGUAUGAGGAACAGCAACAGAAAUUACUGAAGGAGAAGCAAGCCCAAAAAUUGACUUUGUUUCGUAAACUUGAGGCUCAUAGAAUGUCACGAGAACAGCAUGACUAUGAGGCUCUUGCGGCAAGACAGCUUCUUCAACAAGCCAAGGACCAGGUGAAACAAUUAGAGGCCACGGUUGCUGGGGAAACAGGAAAACAAGCAAAUACGUUACAACAGAAAUUGCGAGAGCGACGAGAUGCCAGAAAGGAGGCCAAGAAUAUGAGAGAAGAGUUAGACAGGGAGAGCACUCUAGAUAUGUAUGAUGAAAGAAGAGCUCCAAGUCAGAGGAGCAGCAAUGAUACACCAUUGCCACCAUUUGGAGGAAUGCGUAGAGAGAAGACGGUUGUUGAUGUAGACAUUACUGAGGACCAGAAACAGGCAUUCCUCGCACAGAUGACCCAACAACAGAGAAAUCUGCAGAACAAAAUCUCAGCUCAGCAAAAAAGGCAGGAAGAAAUGUUAAGAAGAAGGUUAGAGAUGAGACAGGGGAAACAGAAGGAGGAGGCAGCAGAGGUCCUCAGUCUCGGGCAUAGGCAGAAAACCAUUCUUAUGAAAUCACAACAGGAUGAGAAAGAGAGACAGCUGACCAAGAUGAAGGAGAAGGUUGCUAGGCAACGAGAAAAGAGGGAACCAUCUCCUGGAUUCCCCAAGCUUCAGUCAAUAGCAGAGGAUUAAAAUAAUCACAUGACUUAUACACAUCGGGAAAAAUAAAGGAGGAGGCUUUCAACCAGAGAGAUGUUUUUAAACAGAAAUCGAACAAAUAUAACUGAAGCAUAAUUAUAUCUGAUAAUACAAACUUUGAAAAUAGCAAGACUAAAAGAGAAUAUCUUCAUAAAGUAAAGGCAGCUCAAGGAUCAGACAGAGAGAAGAAACUAUGCAACAUAGACAAUCAUUUUGUUAAAGCUAAUCAAAUUAUUUUUUUUAUAUAUAUUUGCUAUUGUUAACACUGUAAUUGUAUUUUUUGUUAUUUGUUUGAUUAAACCCCUUAGUCAUGACUUAUUGUAAAGUUAAGAUAUUAGAAGUUUUUAUAAAAAAUAAAACUGCCACAUAUUGUUAGGUACACCUUUUACUAAAAUUAUAUAAAAUUAUGGACUUUAAGUUUGAAAGACGUAUCAAGAUCUAAUAAUGAUAUGUAUAAUGAUGAAAACAACUACAGCAAUGAAUCACAAUACCAUGUGUAACAAUCUUCAUUGAAAGAACAUGUGCUUGCAAUUAUAUUUAAAACAAUUGAUUUUGUUCAACACAGUUUUCUUUCCAAGAUCUUGUCUAUUUUUUUGAUGACUUGUUUUUCCAUAUAUUUCCUCUUAUAGAUUUACAAUGAGACUUAUAAUGUGUACACAUGUCACUCAUUGGCCAUGGAUUAAUCAAAGAAGAGAUUUGGCCAUUGAUCAAUUAAUUACAUUUAAUUAAGAGAUCUAAUUUCCAAUAUCAAUUCUUAGGUCCUGACUUUUAUAUUAGCUGGUAAUACAACAACAACCACCUGAUGCAUGAUUAAUUAAUUCAAUCUACUAAUUAUGUAUAACAGAAUUAGAUUCUUUAUUUUCCUUAAAUAUCUAAUAUCUAAUUAACUAAUCAUGUACAUGUAAUUAUUUUGUUAACACUAUAUUUAAAUAAAGAAUAAGCCUGUGAACCAAUAACAUGCUUAUUUCAGCUUAUUGGAAGCUACCGACUUUAAGCUGUUUCCAAUUGAAAGAGUAAUCAAACAGCUGAUUUAUAAAGUUUUCUUUUCCUUUAACAUUUAAUAGGGGUGUCAGGCUUAUCCAUUUAAACGGGUUCUGUCGGUUUUUAACUGAAAACCGGGUAGAGAAUCAAAUAACCAAAAACUGAGGUUAGUAUAAGACCAACAGCUGAAGAAAUUUUAGAUUGGAUUUUAACAUUCCCUUUGUUUCUUUAUGACAAGAUAUGACAUUUGUUGAAUGAAUUUUUCUGAUUGCAUGUUAUCUUAUUGUUUACAGUAGAUCCUAACAGACCACAGUUUCACCAUAACCAGAUAUGUUUUGUAAUUGUUGUGGAUUAUAGCAAAAUAUAGGGACAAAAUGUGCUAUUCUUAUCAAAGUUAAUGUUUAAAAUCUAAGAACUAUUUUAGUACAGUCGUUAAAACAUUUAAUACAGUUAUUCAGUGGCUGUUUAAAUGGUCAGCAUUUUUGCUAACCAUUACACUCCUAAUUUUAAAUGACAUCUACAGACACCUUAAUUGUAGUAAUAUAACAUAAUUAUAUAUUGUUUUAUGACCCACAAAUCAGUAUCUCUGGAAGUGUUUUUUUUUAUCUCCACUUCUGUACAUUGAGACCCUCUUAUAGUUUGGUAGUUAAUCAUUUGGUAAAGUUUAUUUCCUAAAAUAACUAAUAAAAAGUACUCACUUUUGAUAAAGAAUUAUUCAAUAUUAAAAAAUAGGAAACCAUUUCAAUAGGACAAAAGCCACACAAAAAUCAUUUUGGCACAGUAAGGCUGGCCUAGACCCAAUCUUUGAUUAUAUUAAGAUACUCUUUUUUUUU